AUGAAGUUCACUGUCAUCCUUUUAGCCUUGGUGGGCUUCACCGCUGCUGCUGAACCUGCAGUCAAACCGGUGAAGAUCUCUCUUUACUACGAAAGCCUCUGUCCGGACAGUCGCGCCUUUGUGCUCACCCAGCUGGCGCCCACCUACGAGAAGCUGGCCGCCCACCUCACCCUCGACCUGGUGCCCUUUGGCAAUGUCAAUGUAACUCACGCCAGCAAUUCAUCCACGCCCCGUUUUGCCUGUCAGCACGGCCCAGCCGAGUGCUAUGGGAAUAUCGCCGAGGCGUGUGUCAUUGCCCACCAGCCACCGGCGGCGGCUCUGAGUUUUGUCCAGUGCAUGUUCCUCGGCGUUCACCGGGCCGUGGACAGUUGGAAAGAUACGCACUUUAACGCAGAGGCCUGCGCUAACCUGCUCUUCUCCAACUGGGGCUCCACCGACCUGAAGAAGUGCAUCGACGGGCCUGAGGGCGAAAAGCUGAUUGAGGCCAACUGGAAGAAGACGGAAGCCCUCAAGCCAAAACACACUGGCGUCCCCUGGAUUCUGGUCAACGAGGCGGUGCACACGCCGGAGAUGCAGCGACAGGCACAGUUCUCUCUCAAGGACUACCUCUGCAAAGAACACUUUAGCAAGGCGAACCUUUUGGAAUGUAUGGCGUAG
Messenger RNA from Rhagoletis zephyria (snowberry fruit fly), 657 nucleotides. The record is from RefSeq and is a predicted model, not a curated record. Lineage: Eukaryota; Metazoa; Arthropoda; Insecta; Diptera; Tephritidae.